CCAUAGAAAUGGUUCCAAAGUCACGCAGCAUGGCGACAAUUGCCUGAAUCACAAGCGUUUGCCGUCAACGUGUGUCCAAAGUUUUAAUUUUUGGAACUUACGUGAUUUCUGGGAAAAAGGUAUCCUCGUAUACGCCGCAUUGACUCGCCAUGGUCUCCUUAAAUCCAGUGCGAAUCCUCAAAAAUGAGGCUGGAGAAGAGAAGGCGGAGAUCGCUAGGUUAAGUUCAUUUGUUGGAGUCAUAGCCAUUGGAGACCUGGUGAAAUCUACUCUUGGUCCUAAGGGCAUGGACAAGAUACUUGUAUCUCAAGGCAGGUCCGAGGGACAGGUACAUGUCACGAAUGAUGGGGCCACUAUCCUCAAGAGCAUUGGCGUUGAUAAUCCUGCUGCCAAGAUUUUGGUAGAUAUAUCUCGCGUCCAAGAUGAUGAAGUGGGUGAUGGCACUACUUCAGUUACUGUUCUUACUGCUGAGUUUUUGCGAGAAGCCGAAAAGUUAAUUGAAAAUCAAAAGAUUCACCCACAAACUAUCAUUAGUGGUUGGAGAAUUGCUACAAAUGCAGCGCUUGAGGCUUUAAAAUAUGCAUCCACGGACAACUCUGCGGAUCCUGAUCGUUUUCGGGAGGAUUUAUUAAAUAUUGCGCGUACGACAUUGAGUUCCAAGAUCUUAUCUCAGCACAAAGAGCACUUCAGCAAGCUCGCGGUUGACGCAGUGUUGCGUCUUAAAGGCUCUGGUAAAUUGUCCGCGAUUCAAAUUAUAAAAAAACGUGGAGCAACACUUGCCGAUUCCUUCUUGGAUGAAGGAUUCUUAUUAGAUAAAAAACCGGGUGUUCACCAACCACAAAAAGUUUCCGAUGCUCGUAUACUUAUUGCUAAUACAGCUAUGGACUUGGAUAAAAUUAAGGUAUUUGGCUCCAGAGUACGUGUAGAUUCAAUGGCAAAAAUAGCAGAAUUAGAAGCUGCAGAAAAAGACAAGAUGAAGGAUAAGGUUGACAAAAUCUUGAAGCAUGGCUGCAACGUUUUCAUCAAUAGGCAAUUAAUAUAUAAUUAUCCAGAACAAUUAUUUGCUGAUGCUGGAAUUAUGGCUAUUGAGCACGCUGAUUUUGACGGUAUUGAGAGACUUGCACUUGUUACUGGCGGAGAGAUCGUUAGUACUUUUGACAAUCCAGAUUUAGUCAAACUGGGAAAAUGCGAUCUUAUCGAACAGGUCAUGAUAGGAGAAGAUACACUCUUAAGAUUCUCUGGAGUUUCGUUGGGUGAAGCGUGCACCAUCGUUAUCCGUGGUGCAACACAGCAGAUCAUCGACGAAGCAGAGAGAUCACUGCACGACGCUCUUUGUGUUUUAACUGCCACGGUACGCGAGUCAAGAAUAGUUUAUGGUGGUGGAUGCAGUGAAAUGAUUAUGGCUUGCGCUGUUAUGCGAGCAGCCGCAGCUACGCCGGGUAAAGAGGCGGUGGCAAUAGAAGCCUUCGCACGAGCGUUGCAGCAACUGCCGACCAUUAUUGCCGACAAUGCUGGCUACGAUUCAGCGCAAUUGAUUAGCGAGUUGAGAGCCGCGCAUUAUUCCGGCGGCAAUACCAUGGGAUUAGAUAUGGAAAUGGGGAAAAUCGGGUGUAUGAAGCAGCUAGGAAUUACUGAAUCUUGGGUGGUGAAGAGGCAAGUUCUCGUGAGUGCAGCUGAAGCAGCGGAAAUGAUACUUCGAGUGGAUGAUAUUUUACGCGCGGCUCCUAGAAAACGCGUACAAGACAGAGGACGUUGUUAAUUCAUUAAAAAAAAAAAAAAAUGGAAGAAGAUACUUUCGCUUAAAUUUCACAAUUGCUUACAAUUUUUCAUGCAUAUGUGGCCUCUUAAAUUAAUUAAUGUGUUUAAUUAAUACUUAAAUAUUUUAUUGUAUUAGUUUCUCAUCGACGAAAAUGCAUUUGGUAAUAUUAAUGUACUAAUAGCAAGAAUAUACUCCAUUUUUUGAAUGUUAUAUCUUUCAUUUUUAUAUAUAAAAAUUAUAUUCUAAGAUUGAAAUCUCUCACAAAUAAAGUAUUAUACAGUAAGAAGA
Solenopsis invicta (red fire ant) is the source of this 2045-nucleotide messenger RNA. It is a transcript of the gene CCT2, whose product is annotated as T-complex protein 1 subunit beta. Lineage: Eukaryota; Metazoa; Arthropoda; Insecta; Hymenoptera; Formicidae. Gene Ontology annotation, biological process: protein folding. The transcript is spliced from 7 exons. Gene Ontology annotation, molecular function: ATP hydrolysis activity; ATP-dependent protein folding chaperone; ATP binding. The record is from RefSeq and is a predicted model, not a curated record. Gene Ontology annotation, cellular component: chaperonin-containing T-complex; cytosol. Bases 150 to 1757 code for a protein of 535 amino acids.